AUGAGCAGGGCGGCUCAGCUGGCGAGCCAGGCGACGCCGUCGACCAUUGCUCGUAAUUUCACGUACUCGUCCGACGACGAGAGCCCCCCCGCGCCCAAGCAGCCGAGGGACGGACACAACGGAGGAGGUAAUUCGGCCCACUACCGGGAUCGGAGCAUCUCGGUGGAGAGCAGCGACGACGAGGCGCCCCCGCCCUCCGCGCAGCCCAGACACGGUGGCGGAGUCCCACGCGGACCAGGCGUGGGUCCUACGGCCUCUCGAUUCGCCCCGAUGCCCGGGGGAUCGCACGAUCGCGGGGCACAGCUGUGCGCGUUGGGGGACAAAGAAUUUUACGUGCACCAGUCCCACGGCGAGGCGUUCCUGCUGUACCUGGAGGCUGCGGAACCCCCGAACGCCCACCCUCCCGCGAUGCACCGCCUCGGCGUGUGUUUCCGCGACGGUAAGGGGUGCGGCAGGAGCGAGAAGGACGCGCAGCGUUGGUUCGCGAGGGGCGCCGCGAUGGGAGACGCCGACUGCGUCAACGCGGCGGGCGCGUUCGCCGAGGCGGCGGGGGACUACCCCGCCGCGCUCUCAAACUACCAGAGGGCGGCGGACAUGUCACACAGGGAGGCGCAGUGUAACCUCGGGCACCUUUACGAGAAAGGCUUGGGGGUCGCUAAGGAUGCGGUGAUCGCGGCGAGGUGGUACAGGGCCGCCGCCGACGCGGGAUUCGCCAAGGCGCAGAAUAACCUCGGCGCCCUCUACGACGGCGGCGAGGGCGUCGGCGUGGACCACGGCGCAGCAGCCUUCUGGUACGAGAAGGCCGCCGCGCAGGGUAACGCGUCCGCGCUCAACAACCUCGGCAUCCUACACGAGGACGGGCUGGUGGACCCCGGGCGCGGGCCCGACGUCGAAAGGGCGAAGGAGCUGUACGCUCGAGCCGCUAAAUCGGGGCACGCGCACGCGCUCAAUAACCUCGGAUACCUGUGCAUGAUCGGCGACCACCACGAGGAGGCGGCGCGGCACUUUCGCGCCGCAGCGGACAAGGGGUUCGCGGAGGCUGUGCAUAACCUGGCGACGCUGCACGAGAAUGGGUUGGGCGUGCGGCGGGAUUUGCGCGAGGCGGCGGCGCUGUACAAGGAAGCCGCGGACGCCGGCGAGGCAAAGGCGGUCGAGGCUUUGGCGCGUCUCGAGCCGCUGGUGGCCAAGGAGGAAUCCGAGGUUGCGGAUUUACGAAAGCAACUCGCGGACAAGACGAAGGAGACGGAGCGGCUCGCGAAGGAGCUGGGCGUGGCCAAAGCGGAGAGCGCGAGGCUCAAGGGGACAAUCGCCGAGCUCAGGGUCGGCGGCGGGUCGGGGUCCGGGUCCGGGUCCGGGUCCCCGCUCAACGGACAGAGGAGACCCUCGCUGCUGAAGCCAACCUUCGACAGGUCCUCGUCGCUUCGAUCGAACCAGAGCGGGUACAGCGGCCUGUCCGGGGUGAGCGCCGCGACUUCGGGCGGGAGCGGCGGCGGCACAGCUGGCGACACAGCUGGCGACGACGCGAAAGACAAAAACGCUUCGAAAGACAAAAACGCUUCGAUCGGCGGCGGCGUCAGCGGCGGUAGCAGGAGCGGGAAGCUCGCGUCCGUGUUCAAGGCGUUGGGCGCGGGCAAGUCCGGUGGGUCCCAGGUUGGUUCCAAGGAGCAGCUCAAGGCGCACAACCGCGAGGUGAAGGAGCUGCGGCGGGAGCUGGAGGACGUCACGUUCAGGGCGGAGCUGCACGAGGAGAUGAGCACCACGCUGUCGGAGGUGCUCAGGACCACGUACGCGCGGAACAUCCAGCUCGAGGACCUGUUGCGGUCGCACGGAGUGGACGUGGACGCGGACGAGGGCGUCAACGGCGAACUCACCGCAAUCACCCUCGACCGCGUCGCGGGUUGGGACGUGAGCUCGCUGGAGAACGCCGGCGGGGGAUCGACCGAGGACCUGAGGCGCGCGGGUGUCAGGGCGUCGCUUCCCGCGCCGAGCUGA
This is a messenger RNA of Micromonas commoda, 1992 nucleotides long. RefSeq lists its product as hypothetical. Bases 1 to 1992 code for a protein of 663 amino acids. Gene Ontology annotation, molecular function: protein binding. The record is from RefSeq and is a predicted model, not a curated record. The transcript has 2 exons. NCBI's taxonomy places the organism in Eukaryota, Viridiplantae, Chlorophyta, Mamiellophyceae, Mamiellales, Mamiellaceae.